Molecule: messenger RNA, 1212 nt
Organism: Maniola jurtina (meadow brown)
Lineage: Eukaryota; Metazoa; Arthropoda; Insecta; Lepidoptera; Nymphalidae
Product: zinc finger protein 90-like
Exons: 8
Coding region: 129-1175 (348 amino acids)
Biological process (GO): regulation of transcription by RNA polymerase II
Cellular component (GO): nucleus
Molecular function (GO): DNA-binding transcription factor activity; zinc ion binding; RNA polymerase II cis-regulatory region sequence-specific DNA binding
Source: RefSeq, a predicted model, not a curated record
GUGUUUGGUGUUUUGUUGUGGUUUUGUUGCUGCAGCCUGCAUUUACAAAUUGCAAUCAUUGUGGAUUUUGUAAUAAUUUUUCUAUUCUCUCCUUAUUUGGCUGGAUUUCUGGAUUUUCAUUAUAAGCAAUGACAACAAUAUUACUGUCUAAAAAGCUUUUAUCACUGAAAGCCAACAAAAUUGAGUUUGAGAAGAUACAGUAUCUGAAAAACCUUAAUAAGCAAGAAAUGGAUGAAACCAACAAGGCAUUACAAAAACUAAAGAACAGAGCGUGUAACAGUUGCCGGCUGUGCUUGAGGCCGGCAGAAACUAAUAUUUUUAUUAAUAAAACAGGUAUCAACUUUGCAGAGGAUAUCAAGAAUAUUUUAGGCAUUGAGGUAAAGAAAAAUGAUGGAAGACCACAGUACAUUUGUUCAGAAUGUGCAACUACACUUGGUAAAGCUGUCGAGCUAAAGCAAAUUGCUGAACUGGCUCAAUGGAGGCUACAACAAGAGGCUGAAAUGGUUUCAGCAUCUGAAAGCUCUUGUGCUGACAACAUAGGUGAUGAUACCAAUAAUGAUAACGAGGAAAUAAUCAUUUACCAUGUAGAUGCACCUAAAUGCAAGCAAUGUCAGAAGGUCCCAAAUGCUAGUAAUGAUUGUGAAAGUUGCCAAAGAAAUGCAAAGAAACGAAGGCUGGGAUCCUAUGUGUGUGAAACGUGUGGCCUGGAACUCAAAACUGUGACGAGGCUCAAAACGCACAUGAAAACCCAUACAAAUGAAUUCGAUUUUCCGUGUGAAUUCUGUCCCUACCGCGCACGAUGCAGCACUUCUCUGCGAAUACACGUGCGCUCGCACACCGGCGACCGGCCUUACCUGUGUGUGCAGUGCCAUAGCACCUUCACUAGCGCUUCCAACCUAGCGUCCCACAGGCGGUCGCACCUACCACCCGCGUACAAAUGUGAUAUUUGCCAAAGAGGAUUCAAGUUUAGACAGGCUGUACACAACCACAUAGCAACACAGCAUCGAAAUGCGAAGCCUUUCUCCUGUAACGAUUGUGGGAACUCUUUUGCUACUCGAAAGAUGCUCCGUCGCCAUGAACGCAAGGCUCAUAAUCGACCUAAGAUGAGGCAAGGCGGCACUCCUAGCUAUAUCAAGAUGCAGCAAGACAUUGAUGAUGAAUCUUAUGACAAUUAAUAUUGAUUUAAAAAUAAAUGUUAAUUUGUAUUCAUCA